This is a messenger RNA of Naegleria gruberi, 918 nucleotides long. RefSeq lists its product as uncharacterized. The transcript has a single exon. Gene Ontology annotation, molecular function: protein binding. The coding region runs from base 1 to 918 and encodes 305 amino acids. The record is from RefSeq and is a predicted model, not a curated record. NCBI's taxonomy places the organism in Eukaryota, Heterolobosea, Eutetramitea, Acrasida, Naegleriidae.
AUGCACGCAUUAUCAACAUCAUUUCUUCCCAUUCACGAGAUGAUCAAGUGUAGAAGAGUAAAUUCUCUAUGGAAACAUAGUGUGCAUUCCGAUCAACCAUUUUGGAAGAGCAUGUUUGUAAAUUAUUAUGAAAUUGAUCAAUAUUUUCAUUACGAUGAUGAAGAUGAAGAUAAUAGGGUUCAUUCUUGUUGGUUAUACAAAUUAUUAAGAAUUUUGGCUAAAAUUCCAAAAAAGCAAAUUAAUGAUCAUGAUGAAGUGUUUAAUCCAAAUAGCUUGGAAUGUGUGAAGAAUUACGAAUCACUAUUUUCCAAAGUAUAUCCUUAUGAUUAUUGUUCAUCUGCUAUGGUUGUGAAUGAUGAACAAAAGGUCUCUUUUAAAUUUAAUGAGGAAAUUUCAAAAACGAGUGUUCUUGAAGUGUUGGAUCACUUUUUGAUUGUAAUUAUUUAUGAUGCAUUGACACUCUCUGGAUAUACACCAAAUUUACUAAUCGACAAAUUAAUGGUUCAGCUCUAUGAUUUUGAGCUUACUAAGCAUGUUGUAAAAACCAUUCCAUUAUUGACAUUUCUGACCUGCUUUUUUAAAGUGGAGAGUUAUAGAAAUAAUUGCUUCAAGCUUGCUAAAAAACUAUUCUCUGUCGAGUGUCUUGAUAAUGUUUGUGUUGGAUUGAAUAUGGAAAACUUUGUGGGGCUGAUAGAAAUUGGAGAAAUGACAAAUCCAAAUACAACUUUUAUUGAUGAGGAAUUAUUGGAAGACCCAUGUUCUGAAUUUCGAUUAUCAUUAUGUGAAGGAAGCAUCAUUCCAUCCUACUUUAAUGCUGGUGGAGGAUGGAUUGACAGUGCAGAUACCAGCUUGCGAGUCAAUUCUCAAGAUGGAUCCAUAGUAGAUGUUGAAAGACUGUCAACAAGACAAUUUUACUAA